Aplysia californica (California sea hare) is the source of this 3843-nucleotide messenger RNA. Its product is annotated as canalicular multispecific organic anion transporter 2. Gene Ontology annotation, biological process: transmembrane transport. Gene Ontology annotation, cellular component: membrane. Lineage: Eukaryota; Metazoa; Mollusca; Gastropoda; Aplysiida; Aplysiidae. The record is from RefSeq and is a predicted model, not a curated record. Gene Ontology annotation, molecular function: ATP binding; ATP hydrolysis activity; ABC-type transporter activity.
CAAGACUUCAUCCAUUGUUCAUUGUCAUUUGUCAUUGUCGGUCGCAGUAGCUAAGGGAAGAUAAAGCCUGCCGUGGUCAUGUUUUACUAUUUACAAACAAGGAUGGGCUAGGCUAAACCGUUGCGAUUUCACGGAUUCAGCAUUCUGUUCUCGGAAGUGAUGAAUUGGUAUAUUUACUAGAUCUAGAUAUAUAUAGAUCUAAUCUAGAUAUAGAAUCUAGAUAUAGAUCUAGAUCUAGAUCUAUAUUCUAGAUUUCUCUAGGUUUUAUCAUCUACGACUAAUAUAUCUACAGCAGUACUUUCUCAGGUGUGUUGAAUCUUGAGUCGUCAUGGUCGGCUUCUGCGGCAAUUCUUCGUUUUGGGACAAAGAAGCCCUAUUGAACAACUGGUGGCCCCAGUUCACAGACUGUUUUCAAGAAACAGUCCUUACAUUUGCGCCAUGUGGCUGGCUAUGGUUGACAUGCAUUCCUCAUCUCAUCUACCUCAAAAGGCACCGCAGAUAUAUAGAGCUGCCCAUAUCUUGGCUGACAGUCUUGAAGUUGAUCUUCAGUCCUACCCUUUGCAUUCUCCAUCUGGUUCAUAUUGCUGCUGCCAGUGAAGAGUUUGGGCCAGACCUGUCUCCUUCAUUUUAUUUGUGUAAAGGGCUCUGGGCUGUUACCUGUGCUCUCGCUUGUGGUUUGAUUCUGGUAUCUCAAAAGCAUGGAGUUGCGAGCCCUUGCAUUCUCUUCAUCUUCUGGACCUUGUCUCUGACUGUAUCGGUCAUCCCUGUGUACAGUGGGGCUAUUCUGCAGGAGUACAAUGGAAAGCUUCUCUCAUAUUUCAUAGUCUGCCUUAUCUUGCUAUUUGUUGUUUUGGAAUUUCUUCUCCACUGCUGCAACGAGAAACAUGUGGUCCAUCUACAGAAUUCUCAUUUUCAGGGAAAUCUACAAAGGCUACAAGAAACCCUUGGAGUUGAGAGAUGUUGUAGACAUGCCUCAUUACAUGCACAGCACUAACAUAGUGCCGCAGUUCUUGAGUACGUGGAAGAAAGAGCUUGUUCACACCCAGCUAAAAAACAGGCAUUUGGAUCCCAGACCAAAUGGGUGUCUUAAUGCAGACUUAAGGGAAGGAAGCUCUGCUGAAGUUGAUGAUGAUGAGCAGACGCCGCUGUUGUCUGCCUCUGUUGGCUUUGUACAGCAAGCAAGGAGAAAACCCAAAAAGGCGUCACUGUACAAAGUUUUGUUGAAGAUCUUCUGGCUUCCUUAUUUAAAGGUCCAGUUCAUUGGAAUAAUGGCAGACUGCCUUGUCUUCGUGAACACUCUACUCCUGAAUGAAAUCAUCCUGUACGUUGAGCACAAGAAGGAUUACCCACAGUGGCAAGGCUUUAUUAUUGCCUUCUCCUUCUUGGUUGUGACACUGCUGAACUCCAUGAUGAUCAACCACAAAGUCUACAAAACCUGGAAUAUUGGAAUUAAAAUUAAAACUAUGCUGAUGGCUGCAGUUUAUAAAAAGGCAUUGACAAUGAAUGCAGAGUCCAGGAGGAAAUUCACAGUGGGCACAAUCGUGAACCUGAUGUCUGUGGACUGCGCCAAGUUUCAGGACUUGUUGAUGUCUGCGUGGGUGGUGUUUUCCUUCCCCGUGUCUAUGUCCAUAAGUUUCUAUUUGCUCCACGACGCUCUUGGUCUUGCUUUCAUUACAGGUAUAGUUAUCCUGGUUCUUUUCAUACCAGUGAUCACAAAGAUUUCCUCUCUGAUUAAGAAAGCUCAAGCAGAACAACUGAAAAUCAAGGACAAAAGGAUUAAACUCACAAAUGAAGUUCUCAAUGGCAUCAAGGUGCUGAAGCUGUAUGCAUGGGAACCUUCAUUCGAUGAGCAAGUUCGAAACACUCGGGGACUUGAACUUGUACAGUUGAGGAAGGCAGCCCUGUACAUAUCUUUCGCCACAUUGUCGUGGUUCAUUUCUCCAGUUAUGGUGACAGUGUUGACUUUCCUCACCUACAUCCUCAUCUCCCCGGAGAACGCUCUCACGCCAGCCAAAGCUUUUGUAGCCAUGAACAUCUUCAACUACAUCCGAGUUCCCAUCAAUGUCUUGCCAAUGCUGGUCACUCAAGUUGCCCAGGUACACGUGUCAGGCAAACGUCUUUGUGAUUUUUUCUGUGGAGAGGAUCUUGAAGAGACGGACAGGGAGGGAGCUGAUGAAGAGCAUCCUGUGGUCAUGAGAGGAGCUACGUUUACAUGGGACAAGACAUUACCUCCAACGUUGAAGAAUUUGACGCUGGAAAUACCAAAAGGUAAACUAGUGGCGGUUGUAGGCCAAGUGGGCUCCGGGAAAUCUUCUCUGGUUUCUGCCCUUCUGGGUGAGAUGCAGAAAGAAAGGGGACAGCUUUCAGUGAAGGGUUCUGUAGCGUAUGUGGCUCAACAAGCAUGGAUCCAGAACAUGACCCUGAGAGACAACAUUCUUUUUGAGAAGGCCAUGACCACCGACCGCUACUACCAGAUCGUUGAUGCUUGUGCUCUGAGGCCGGAUAUUGAGCUCCUUCCUGCUGGUGAAAUGACAGAAAUCGGUGAGAAGGGCAUCAACUUGUCUGGUGGUCAGAAACAGCGUGUCAGUCUGGCACGCGCCGCGUACAGCGACGCUGACCUCUAUCUCCUGGAUGACCCACUCAGCGCCGUAGACGCACAUGUGGGUAGACACAUUUUUGAGCAAGUUUUGGGACCAAACGGACUUCUAGGCAAAAAGACCAGAAUACUUGUCACUCAUGGCAUACACUGGCUCCCCCUAACUGACCAUAUCAUAGUCAUGGAUCAGGGGCGGAUCACCGAGUCUGGCAGUUACCAACAGCUCAUGAAUCACGACGGGCCGUUUGCAGAAUUUGUGAAGACUUACUUGGUGGAGCAUGCAGAUGAUGAAAUCAAUGAUGAAGAAGUUGGAAAACUCACAGAUCAGAUCAUUGCACAGGUGGGCACUGUUAUAUCGGAAGAACUGCCGGACGAUACCAAAAAAAAACUGCUCAGAACUAGGUCACAUCACAGUCAGUCAUCAGCGACUGGAAGUGAAAAGUCCAUGACAGAUAAAGAGGGAGAAGGGAGUGCACGAGGAAAAAGCGAGAACAAGUCGCAGACUGCCUCUACUUCACAAGGUCAAGACAGACUGAUUGAAGAGGAAACUUCAGAAACUGGCAAGAUCCGAGGUGCAGUGCUGAUGGCAGUUAUCCGAGCAUUUGGAGUUGUUUCUGCUGCCCUGGUUCCUCUGUGCCUGGUGGCAUACCAAGGUCUGAACGUUGGCACAGGCAUCUGGUUGUCGCAGUGGACGGACGAUCCUUUUCUGCGCAACGAGAGCAACUCCCACAUGCACACAUAUAGGUCCAAAACGUAUUUUUAUCUCGGAGUCUAUUCUGCACUCAAUGGACUUCAAGUAUUUGGGAACGGAGCCUUCAUCCUGAUUGUGUUUUUGCACUUUGUGCAUGCCUCCAGGCAUCUUCACAACCACAUGUUGACCAACAUACUUCAUCAAGCUAUGGCAUUCUUUGACACAACACCUGUUGGUAGAAUUCUCAACAGGUUUUCCCGAGACAUGGACAUCAUCGACACUCUGUUCCCCCACCUGGUGAGGAUCACGCUGCACAACAUUUUCCAGCUGAUGGCCAUUGUGGUGGUCAUCUCCUACAGUACCCCAAUUUUUCUGGCUGUGGCUGUGCCCAUCUUUCUGCUCUAUGUGGUUCUGCAGGUAAACAAGGGUGGGAGGAGGGAGGCAAUUGGGAAGAUUUUUUCAUGGCUAGAUGAUUUGUUCAGACUCCGUUUCGUGGGAUUGUGUGUUUUGCACCGUCCCGCCUUCGUCCCCAGAAUUUAGAUCAUUAUUGGGGUAG